GCCUGGUAAAAAGCCACCCCCCCAAAGAGGGGAGAAUGGCUCACUACCCAGCCUACGGGGCGCAGAGGGAGGGGCGCGUCCCUGGUCAGCCUGCGUCCGUUGUAAUGGGGGGGCUCGAUACCAUUAGCGCCAACUCAGAGGUCGGCCAACCGCAUCCCGGCGCGCCCCCCGUUCCGACGGAUCGUGCGCGAGGGGGUGGCGAAAAGCUUCUCGGAUUGAGCGUCUGGGUGCAGCGAUUGCGGGGGUUGCCGGCAGGGCCAGGCGGCGGGGGGGUGCCGGCAGGGGGUGCUGAGACCCCCUCGAGUGGGACGCGGUUGGCGAAUGCGCAGGAGACACCUCGAGGGGGUGCGGCGAACCUGGAGAGGGUCCCCCCUGGGGUGCCGCUAUUUGGGGCCUUGAGGGAGUUCGGUCCGAGGGGGGGGGUCCCGCAGUUUCCAGGUGCGAGGCAGUUGCCUGACGAGCGGCCGGAAGACGAGGGAAGCGCGCACGAGGGGGCUGAGAGCCCCCGUCAGCGGAAGGAAGAGGAAGAAGCAAAUGACGAGCCCGAGACGCCGUCGUCCGGGCCCCUCCCAACGCCGCCCCCGCCGCUGCCAAACGCCACGAAUCAGGCACGGGGGAGCGGCCCUUCGACCGGGGGCCCCGUUUUUCUAGGGGGGGUGCGGACAAGCACCGACACUGCGAGCCGGUCGGUGGAAGGGCCGUCGACCGCGGACGGUAAUCCUAACCCUAAUCCUAACCCCAACCCGAAACCGGCGGCGUCGCAGCAGAGGAGCAGGGGCGGGGGUUACGGGCCCAGCCUCGCCGCCCGGCGGUACGGUCUGGCGGAAGCGCUUCGGGAGCAGCAGGAAGCCGCGGCGGUUCGGAAGUGGAUGAGCAAGUCGGAGAGCGGGAGCCAUGCUUUUAAGGCGAGCAACGGGACGGGCGCCUCCGGGGGGGGGGGUCGGACGGGCAGCCGGCCGAGCACGGAGGUGGGGCUGCCGAGCCCUAGCGUUGGUGCCCCCCUGAAGCAGUUUGCGGAAGCAGGGACGCCUGAGACGGUCGACGGAGGGGGGGGCAGGCGCGAGCAAAGGGUUGUCGAGAAUGGGUUCAACGCAAGGCGGGGCAACGGGUUUCAAGUGGAGGGAGGGGAAACGAGAGGCAGGGCGGGCGAUGCGGGUGAAAAUGAAGAGGGCCGAGACGGAAUGCACGAGGAUAGGGCUCACCAGCCGAGGGGGUUUGGCAGUUUCGGCUCUUUGUGUAAGGAUGCGGGGGGGUGGCGAACAGAAGGACAGCCGAACGGUUUGGGGGGAAAGUCUACGGAUGUGCCGGAGGGGGAGGGAAAGAGUUUCGAAGGCAGCGGGGGCAGCCGCGGGGGCGCGAGGAGAGGAAUGGGUUCUUGGGUUGAACGAUUGGGUAUCGGCCAGGGGCAAAAAGAUGCCGGAAACCAGGGUCAGAGAUUUCCUGGGAAGGAGGGGGGGGUGGGGAAAACGAAUGCUGUCGAGGGGAGUGCUGAGGGGAGGCCGGCUGGUCAUGGUGGAGAUGACGAUUUGGCUGGAGGGGGGGUGGAGCCAGGCAGUAGAGCAGAAGCAGGGGGGCAAAUGAAUCCCCCAUCAGAGGGGGGCACCGCGGCUUCGAACGGGGGAUCUGGGAGGAGAUCUUCCGCCGGGGAAGGAGAGGGAUCAGCAGGGACGCGAAGGCGGGGGGUGAAAGGGUUGAGGCCCAAUGGGGGGCUCAGUUUUCUGCCGUCGUUCAGGAUGCCCCCCCCCUUGGUCAUUCCGGGAGACAACCAAGCCCCCGAAACGGAGGUUCAGGAUGUCGUGGAAGCGGGUGGUCACGCGUUGAUGGAAACCCCGCCCCGAACCUCCGCCCCGGCGCUCUCUCCUUGGGCCGUUCGAUUGGGGUUAGGCGGUCGAGGGGGGCCACCGCCAAACCCAUGUGCGGAACCCCCUACCGUAGGACGGAUCCUGGGCCCCUCUGGGCCAGGGCCCGACUCUCGUCCCUUGAACGACGAGGACGAGGGGAGGAGGCAGCCUGAUGACGUCAGCAAUGCACGGAGACGAGAAGACCGCAGGAGGAGUGAGGUUGAUCGCCCCCCAGGUUUAGAAAACGGGUUAAGCGGGCUUCCGCAACGGCCCCCUGGCAACCCUUUCCGACUUGGUCCGCCGCCCUUUAGCCAGAGCAGCCCGACGGAAGCGGGGGGCUUCAGGAGGGGCUUCGGGGGACCCCCUUUGGAGGAGCAGAGGUUUCCGGGGGGUCAAGGGUUAGGGUUUGAGGGGUUAGAGCGGCCCGUCUUUCACCCUGGGUUUGGAGGAGGGGGGCCGUUUCAGAGCCGUCCGUUUCCUGGACCGCAAGCUUCCACAGGGCCUCGGAGCGAGACCCCUAAAGAAACAUUCCGAGUACCUAGGUCCCCCACUGUGCGGCAGGGACCCUUUAAGCUUCCCCCUUCGCAUCCAAGCGGAGCCCACGAGGGCCCUGACCCGUUCAACUGGAGCCCAAAAGGAGAGGGUUUUCCGGCCUUUCCUAACCCCUUCCUUUCAAAGCCUCAACCCUCCACUAAUCCUGACCCUAACCCCAACCGGAUAAAUCCGUUCGUGGCAGCCCUCCAGGGCAACCCGUCGCUAACCCGGUCACGUAAUCCAGACCGGUUUGGCACCCGCCCACCCCCCCACCCACGGCCGUUCGAGGACUUUGGCAAGUGGGGGGCCCCUCCAAUGCAGUUUGGGUUCCCCCCCGGACAGGGCUUUUUCGGCAGGCGGUCUCCGGAUUCGUCUCGGGGGGGUUCUUCCACGAGCCCGCAGGAAGCGGCGAAGGGGUUAAACAAACCCUCGUUAAGUUCGGGGAGCCUCCAAGCCGGGGGAAGGAGCACUGGGGGUGCAAAUUCCGAGGGCAUGAGGCCGGCACUGAGCGGGGGCUUUGGUUUACAGGGGCUGGGUCAAAAGUCAAUGCGAGCAAGGUUAGAUGGUGUCGGCGGGUUAGGAUUUCGUCCGGAAGGGUUUAGCACGGGGGGGCCUUGGAAACUGGGGGUUUUCAGAGAGCCUAGGGCGGUGCCCUCUGCCCACGAAAGACAAGUUUCUGGGGACGGUAGUUGCUCGAGUUUUUCCCGGGGGAGGUACGAUGCCCCCCCCCAAGAGCGUCCGGAGGAGGGUCAACGUCACAGCCCGUUGCAAACCUCCCCGGAGGCGCUCUCGAAGCCCACCAUGCCGGGGGGGUGGGAGCACCCCCCCGGUCGCGCAACCGACGCGCGCUUUCCGUUUGACGCAGGGUUCAGAGGCUCGAAAGCCGACGCGCAUGCGCCAGGUGGCGGCGAGCGGUCUCGUGGGGUGGGGGGCGAGUCGGGCCGCCGCGGCUUUGGUUCCGAGUUCGCGGCGCCAUCCCCUGACGCCAUGCGGCCGUUUUCCUACCCCAGCUUUCAGGAGACACGUGUCACGAGACCAGGGCCCGUGGAGGGGAGCGGAAGCGCCGCGACGAAAAGCGUUCCGCUCGAUUUGCUCCGGGGGGGUGGAACGGAUAGGGCGGGCAGCAGUUCGGGGGGGUCGGAGAAGAAGGGGGCGUCCGGAAUUAGGGUCGGGUCGGCGGGACAGCAGGCGGACUCGGCGGGGGGGUCCGGGCCGUCCAGCGGGAGUAUGCUCGUCGGGGGGCGGUCCUCGUUAGGUGCGAGCGGCCUCCCCUCCCCCUCGAACCCCUCCCUCGGCGGCAGCAGCGAGUCGCUCCUCAAGGACCUUUUCAACCCAGAAAGCCCGGUCGAAGUCCACCCGUUACCGCACCGUCGUUCCUCGGCGCAACCAUUACCGCCCAGAAGCUCUCAAGACGUCUCGGGAAAAGCGCCCUCGCCAUCUCCGUUGAACCAGCAACCGUUUGCGGCAUCUCCAAGAGACCAGGCUUUGGGGGGAGGCGAAGGCGGCGUGACUGCAUCUUGGACUCAGCAGCGGCCCGAUCGAAGGAACGAGAGCGUCACCGAGGGGGGCCACGGGAGAGUUGAGAUCCGGAGAGUGGGCGAAGAGGAGAGGGAAUGGAAAGCGGAGUCUCCGGAUGGAGUGGUCCCUUCUGGCCGAGUCUCCAGCCCGAGCCUAUUCCCACCGCCCUCCGAGCAGCACGACAGAAGCGCCUCUCUUUCUCCUCUCCCUGGUGUAAAUACCCACCGCCGCUCGCGCAGCCGCUUCUCCGAGGGGGGUCUCCAAAACGACGGCGAAGUCCCUUCAGACUCCCAACUUUUAACCCCCCAAAACGCCCAGCUCUCGCCCCCACAGAACGCGGACGCCGAAGGGGACCGUGCGGUGCCUCUGUCUAAGAUUGUAAAAAGUAACAGGAAGGAGGAGAUCGUCCGAAAAGGGGGGGACGGAUUAAGUGACGGCUUCCCGCAACGGCGGUGGUUUGAUAGGCUGAACGAGAGACCCGAGAGAGAUGGGUCUCCGAGGACUCAAUCGGUGAACGCCGCGGUUGAUGCGGCGAGGGAGGGGCUAGGGGAACCGUCGCCUAAAGGCGAAGCAGGGACCGUGGAUGUGAACCUGGAUCGAAUGGCCGCCGAAUUGGCGGAAGCUGUUGCCGCGUACGGCCGCUCGACCGUCGAGGCCGCCGUGAGGCGCCAUCUCCGGGUUGCGAAACUGAAGCGCCGGGCAGACGGGCCGGAACGAACGGAAUGGACCGGAAGCGAGGGGACCGGAACGGACUGGACAAAUCAGACGGAGACUACUGACCAGACUGCGAGCGAGGCGGAACGGACGGAGCUGGACGGAACCGGAGCGGAAAUUCAGACGAGCAGAGGGGAGAAGCGGACCCGAGGGGGGGAAGAGGAGGAGGGGGACAGCCGCGGGAGAGGAUUGGGGAAACGGGCGAGGCGAGAGGUGCCCGGAACGGAGGAGCGGAACGGCGGAACGGGAGGGGGGUUGAGAAGGGUAAAGACAGAGAGCGGAGGCAACGGGGAAGAUUAUGAGGCACCGGAGUCUAAAUUGACUGACAUGGGGGAACGGCCUGGGGUCUCAAACAACCGGGGACUUUUCGAGGGGAAAACAGCUGACGGCUUUGGAGGGCGGACACAAGACGAGGGUUUGGCGAGCGCACGAAGCGACGGGGGAGCGUUGGAUAUUGAUACUGGAGCAAGCAAAGUAUAUCCCACCGAGGAUCGAGAAAACGUCUGGGGCGAGCCGGGGCGCCGGGUCGGUCUUGGUUCUCCCCGUAGUCAAGGGGGAAAGGUGGAUCAACCGGGUAGAAAAGCGAACCAAAUAACUCAAACCGUUCCCAAGCCGGAGUUCCGCUCUAGCCCGGGGAAUGGCGCCCCGAUUGUAAACCCAUUUAUAAUCAAAACGGAGCUCGAUUCGAGCCCGGGGAGUGCUUUCCCGGGCGUGAGCUUCGCGCCCCGAGCCGUGACUGGCUUAGAAAACGGGCCCACCGUGUCGACCCGGGAGGAGGGCACCGGGCAAGCGAGCCCCAAAUUGACACCGCAAUCGUCGGACUCGUCGGCGGCCGCCGGGCGGUGUCGGUCCCCGAGCACAGAGCCGUUUCUAAAAACGGAGGCCGCUGCCACGAUUAGUCACUGAUUCUGUCAAAGGGGUGCUGGGGACGUCCCUCUCCGACUUCGUGUUUGGCUUCUUGGCUGCUUGAAGACGGGCGUCUAUAGCGCCGCAAGACCGUGGGCAUCAGCAUGUCAUCAAGUAAAGACUCCUGACGAGUCGGCUUCAAGUUACUCGAUUGUUGUGAGCCGAUGGCUUCGGUUUGGGGCAGAUCGUUCUUUGUCGACUCCCAAGAUGGCAUCGUCCAAUAUGAGGAGAUUAGGAAAACUCUUGGCGCCUUUGCAAGCCACAUUUUUUGAUGUUGAAGUUGCAGGGCGAUAGGGGUGUUGAGACCGCUUCAUUACGAGUCUGGUCGCAAUUCAUUGAUGAGGCGUGAGGUGCGCCACGAUUUGUACACAGUCUUAGGAAACUAUGUGUACAGUAGUGUAACAUAUGAAGGACUUCGGAACAAUUCGUUGCGGUAGCAGGUCACGGUCUCGGCGCGCAUUAACAGUCUUUCAAGCUCUGGCAAGGAUUUAGUCACUUGG
Molecule: messenger RNA, 6013 nt
Organism: Klebsormidium nitens
Lineage: Eukaryota; Viridiplantae; Streptophyta; Klebsormidiophyceae; Klebsormidiales; Klebsormidiaceae
Source: the annotation of a GenBank genome assembly